This is a messenger RNA of Plasmopara halstedii, 255 nucleotides long. RefSeq lists its product as uncharacterized. Bases 1 to 255 code for a protein of 84 amino acids. Lineage: Eukaryota; Oomycota; Peronosporomycetes; Peronosporales; Peronosporaceae. The transcript has 2 exons. The record is from RefSeq and is a predicted model, not a curated record.
AUGACAAGCACUCAAGUCUUUACGGAUGCAUCAAAGCAGACAAGUUCGACUGUCGGUCAUCUUCGUACUCUCAAGCCUGCAGUAUCUCAUGACGACACAACUAAUGAAGAAGAGCGCAAUGUCGCAAUUGUUGUACCUCCGAGCAUCGUGCCAAGGGGAGCAAGCGAAGAAUUUAACACCGUCACCACCUACAACAACAAUGGCCUAUUGCAACGCGCAAUUGGUAGCUUUGUUCAAAAAGACAGAGAGCAGUAG